This is a messenger RNA of Parasteatoda tepidariorum (common house spider), 1115 nucleotides long. NCBI's taxonomy places the organism in Eukaryota, Metazoa, Arthropoda, Arachnida, Araneae, Theridiidae. The record is from RefSeq and is a predicted model, not a curated record.
AUUGAUAUUAUUUUUUUACAGGGAUCAACCAAAGAGAAGGUCUAUAUUUUUGUCACUUUUGUGCAUAUUCUACAAACAAAAAGCCUCACUUAAAAAUUCACAUAAAUAUGCAUACUAAAGAAAAGCAAUAUGUGUGUAAAGUAUGUCACAAGUCCUUCACUCAAAAAGGAAAUCUGAACAUGCAUUACAGAAUACAUACUGGAGAGAAACCUUUUAAAUGUGAAAUCUGCCAUAAAGGGUUUAACCAAUCAUCCAAUUUGCGUUCUCAUAAACUAAGUCACAUGAAAAGAAAUUUGUAUAUGCUUUAUACGUCAGCCAAUCCUGAAAAAGAGAGAGGUUUGCAUUUUUGUACCCUUUGUCCAUAUUCUGCUCUAAACAAAUGUACUUUAAAAUAUCACAUGAACGUGCACAACAAGGAACGAGAAUUCACAUGUGAAGUGUUCAAAAAGUCAUUUAAGACUAAAACAAACGGCUAUCAAAAUAAUUUUUCUAUUUUAUUUAAAAUUUUUAGGAUAUGUUCAAUGUUGAAAAUGUUUGUUAUUCAUUCAAAUAUCUUUGUAGGAACCUUUAGUGAUUACUAUAAAGAAGGAGAUUUUUAUUUUUGCUUGUUCUGUACUUUUUCCACACCACAUAAAGGAACCUUGAAAAAUCACGUGAACAUGCAUACUAAAGAACGACAACACAUCUGUGGAAUAUGUCAAAAAUCCUUCAACCAGAAAGGCAACCUGAAGAUACAUUAUAGAAUACAUACUGGAGAGAAACCUUACAAAUGUGAUGUCUGUCAUGAGACAUUCAAUCAUACAUCUAACUUACGUCGUCAUAAAUUAAUUCAUCUAAAGGAAAGUUUAAUUGUGCCAUGAGACAUUCAAUGAAACAUCUAACUUACGUCGUCAUCAGUUUAUUCAUCUAAAUGAAAGUUUCAUUGUGCCAUGAGACAUUCAAUGAAACAUCUAACUUACGUCGUCAUAAGUUUAUUCAUCUGAAGGAAAGUUUCAUUGUGCCAUGAGACAGUCAAUGAAACAUCUAACUUACGUUGUCAUCAGUUUAUUCAUCUAAAGGAAAGUUUCAUUGUGCCAUGAGACAUUCAAUGAAACAUCUAACUUACGCCGUCAUCA